Molecule: messenger RNA, 5580 nt
Organism: Leptidea sinapis
Lineage: Eukaryota; Metazoa; Arthropoda; Insecta; Lepidoptera; Pieridae
Gene: PCB
Product: pyruvate carboxylase, mitochondrial
Exons: 25
Coding region: 266-3865 (1199 amino acids)
Biological process (GO): pyruvate metabolic process; gluconeogenesis
Cellular component (GO): cytoplasm
Molecular function (GO): metal ion binding; pyruvate carboxylase activity; ATP binding
Source: RefSeq, a predicted model, not a curated record
CUAAGUGCUAACUUUGACUCAGGUGACAGGUCCUGAGUUAGGUUGACCGGGUUAAAGAUAUUCUAAAGUUACUUUAAAAAUUGCUAGUAACUCAACUUAAAAUCAUAAAUCCGUAUAAAGUUUGGAGUAAUUUAAAAAAUUACGAACGGUCUUAGCGUCUAGUCAAAUAUACAACGAUGAAAUAAAUUAAAGUCACAAAGUCCGUCUAUUUAUAUUUUUGUAUUUAUUUGUUAACUUAACUCGUUAUUAGUAGUAAGAGAACAAUAUGCACUUGUUAAACGCCAGGUACGCUUUGAGAGCGACAGCGUCUCAGUUUCAAGCAUGGAGUGUGGCCCGGAGUCGAACUGCUUCAACAGAAGCAAAGCCCGUAGAAUACAAGCCCAUAAGAAGCCUAUUAGUGGCGAACAGAGGCGAGAUUGCAAUCAGAGUGUUUCGAGCUUGUACUGAAUUGGGCUUGAGGUCCGUUGCUAUAUACAGUGAGCAGGACAAACUGCAGAUGCACAGGCAAAAAGCAGACGAGUCAUAUUUGGUCGGCAAGGGUAUGUCGCCGGUUGAGGCGUACCUCAGUAUCCCGGAGAUAAUUCGAGUGGCCAAGGAGAACGAUGUGGACGCUGUUCAUCCUGGAUAUGGACUGUUGUCCGAAAGAUCAGACUUUGCCCAGGCGGUGAUUGAUGCCGGCUUGCGGUUUAUCGGCCCGUCUCCGAAGGUCGUACAGCAGAUGGGUGAUAAGGUCGCUGCCAGGAAAGCUGCCAUUGAAGCUAAGGUGCCCAUAGUCCCUGGAACAGAUGGUCCGAUUACAACUAAAGAAGAAGCGUUGCAGUUUUGUAAACAACAUGGAUUACCAGUAAUAUUUAAGGCAGCGUACGGCGGCGGAGGUCGAGGUAUGCGCGUAGUCCGGGAGAUGAGUGAAGUAGAGUCGUCAUUCGAGCGAGCGUCGUCCGAAGCCCUGGGCGCCUUCGGCAACGGUUCCAUGUUUAUCGAACGAUUUAUCGAACGACCGAGACAUAUCGAAGUGCAGUUGCUUGGUGACAAAGCCGGGAAUGUAGUCCAUUUGUACGAGCGGGAUUGUUCGGUGCAGCGAAGACAUCAGAAGGUUGUCGAGAUUGCGCCCGCGCCGAUGCUUGAUCCAGAGGUCCGUCAGAAGAUGGUGGAUUGUGCGGUACAUUUGGCCCGUCACGUCGGCUACGAGAACGCCGGAACUGUCGAGUUCCUGCUUGAUGAUAAAGGGAACUUCUACUUCAUCGAAGUCAACGCCAGGUUACAAGUAGAGCACACGAUAACCGAAGAGGUGACUGGCAUUGACCUGGUCCAGUCCCAGAUCCGAGUGGCUGAGGGUAUGACCCUGCCGGAGCUGGGUCUGACCCAGGACAAGAUCCACGCGAACGGUUUUGCGAUACAGUGCAGGGUCACUACAGAAGAUCCCGCUAAUAACUUCCAACCAAGCACUGGAAGGAUUGAAGUUUUUAGGUCUGGUGAAGGUAUGGGUAUUCGAUUGGAUUCAGCGUCGACUUAUGCCGGGGCCAUCAUAUCUCCCUACUACGACUCAUUGCUUGUCAAGGUUAUUUCUCACGCACAAGACUUGCCAUCUUCAGCUGCCAAAAUGACCCGAGCGCUCAAAGAGUUUAGGAUUCGAGGUGUCAAGACCAACAUUCCGUUUCUACUCAACGUACUCGAGAACCAAAAGUUCCUCAACGGUGCUGUCGACACAUACUUCAUAGACGAACAUCCAGAGUUGUUCAUGUUCAGAGCAUCACAGAACAGAGCACAGAAGAUUCUCAACUACUUAGGUUAUGUCCUUGUCAAUGGGCCGGCCACACCUCUAGCUACCAAUAUACCGCCUUCAAACGUGACACCUUUUAUACCACCCGUACCACUGGACCUUUCACCAGAGGCCAUUAAAAAACAGGAAAAGACUGGUGAGAAUACGGCCAUCCAACCACCGAAGGGCUACAAGCAGAUACUGCAAGAGGGCGGCCCGGAGGCAUUUGCCCGGGCAGUCCGCAACCACAAGGGCCUGUUGUUAAUGGACACCACGUUCCGCGACGCUCACCAGUCCCUACUCGCCACCAGGGUGCGAACUCACGACCUGCUCGGAGUGUCGCCUUACGUCGCGCACAACUUCAAUCGGCUAUACUCGCUCGAGAACUGGGGCGGAGCAACCUUCGAUGUCGCUUUGAGGUUCCUCCACGAGUGUCCCUGGGAGCGUUUGGAGGACAUGCGUCGAUUGAUCCCGAAUAUUCCAUUCCAAAUGUUGCUGCGAGGCGCCAACGCCGUAGGAUACACCAACUACCCCGACAAUGUCGUCUACAAGUUCUGUGAUAUGGCCGUAAAAACUGGCAUGGACAUAUUCCGUGUGUUCGACUCGCUCAACUAUCUGCCAAACCUGAUACUCGGGAUGGACGCGGCAGGAAAAGCAGGAGGCGUGGUGGAGGCUGCGAUAUCUUACACUGGUGACGUGUCCGACCCGAGCAAGACGAAGUACGACCUUAAGUACUACAUGAAUCUCGCCGAUGAACUCGUUAAGGGCGGGACUCAUGUGUUGGGGAUCAAGGAUAUGGCGGGAUUGUUGAAGCCGCAAGCUGCUAAGUUACUCAUAACUGCUAUCCGCGACCGUCACCCCGACAUACCAAUCCACGUUCACACACACGACACGUCCGGCGCGGGCGUGGCCUCCAUGUUGGCUUGUGCCGAGGCCGGCGCCGACGUCGUCGACGUGGCGGUUGACUCCAUGUCCGGUCUGACGUCACAACCCAGUAUGGGCGCUAUCGUCGCGUCACUGCAGUCCACGCCGCUCGAUACUGGUAUAUCUCUGCAAACUGUGUCGGAGUAUUCCGCGUACUGGGAACAGACACGAACGCUGUACGGGCCGUUUGAAUGCGCGGCCACUAUGAAGUCCGGUAACGCAGACGUGUACCUCAACGAGAUCCCGGGCGGCCAAUACACUAACUUGCAGUUCCAAGCGUUCUCGUUGGGGCUGGGCACACAGUUCGAGCAAGUCAAGAAGGCUUAUAGAGAGGCGAACUUGCUCCUCGGGGAUAUCAUUAAAGUGACACCCUCCUCGAAGGUGGUAGGUGACCUCGCGCAGUUCAUGGUGCAGAACAAGCUGACGGCAGAUGAUAUCAGGGCUAAGGCUGAGGAGCUGUCCUUCCCCAAAUCUGUGGUGGAAUACUUCCAGGGUGCCAUUGGAAUUCCGUACGGAGGAUUCCCGGAACCAUUAAGAUCACAAAUCCUGAAAGACAUGCCGAGGAUCGAGGGUCGACCAGGUCAGGAGCUGCCGCCGCUAGACUUCGACAAGCUUAAGGCCGAAAUUAAAGAAUCUCAUCCUGAUGUAAACGAUUUGGACGUGAUGUCAGCGGCGAUGUACCCGCAAGUAGCGAACGACUACUUCCGUAUGCGGGACAAGUACGGACCUGUCAAACAUCUGGACACGAAGACCUUCCUCGUCGGGCCCAAUGUCGGAGAGUCGAUCGAAGUUAAAAUCCAGCGCGGUAAGACCCUGGACAUCAAGACGGUCGCCGUGUCGGAUGAGAUGACGGCCGCGGGAGAGAGAGAAGUGUUCUUCGAGCUCAACGGUCAACUUCGCUCCGUGUUCAUCAGGGACGAGAACGCAAGCAAGGAAAUGAAAAUUCACCCGAAAGCCGUGAAAGGCAACAAGAAUCAGGUUGGAGCGCCCAUGCCUGGCACAGUGCUAACAAUCAAGGUAAAGGAAGGUGACAAAGUAGAAAAGGGCCAACCAAUAGCUGUACUGUCGGCCAUGAAAAUGGAAAUGAUAGUUCAGGCGCCAAUGGCCGGGGUUGUGCAGUCUGUGGCCAUCACCAACGGCCAGAAAUUGGAGGGAGACGACCUCAUCUGUAACAUAGAGUAGGGUGUUCUCCUUUAGGCUAAGCAUAUGCUGAGACGCAGAUGACGCGGGUACACGCAGAUUUUGUAAUAUUUUAUGUACGUACUUAGCGGUACAAAAAAGCAAUCCCUAGACAUGCGUCUGUCCUGCUCUCCGUCUCGUUGAAACGCCGGCACAGAUUUCUGUACAAUUCGUGUAUGUUUUUUACCGUUAAUUCAAAUUUGUACGCAUGUUUUUACGUUAAUUCAACUUUGUACGCAUGUUUUACCGUUAAUUCAACUUUGUACGUAUGUUUUAACCGUUAAUUCAAUUUUGUACGCAUAUUUUUAUCAGCUAAGUCUUCAGAUUAUUUAAUUGAAUAAGUGCGUUGUGAAUCUUAUUUGUUUUGCCAAUCAUCCAGACUAUUCAAAAAAGACAUUAAAAGAGUUUAUAAGUUCUAGAUAUCUCAAACGUGUUUUGCUGCGUCGCAGCAUAUGCUCGUGGCCUAUGUCUGCCUCUCCUGCCCUGCCCUGCUAAAUCUGUACUGUGCUGUGCUUCAUCACCUGCGUCUCAGCAUACGCUUAACCUAAACGGUGCCAGUUACAAAUGUUAAUUGUUUGAAUGAAUAAUUAAAAGCGCCCCCUGUCGGAAUUAUGUAUAUGGAAACAAAUUUCAAACAUUUUGAUGUGUUCGCUAUUGAGUGUGUGGUGAACUCUGAUGGAAUAGGCGUCUCGCGAUACGAAAAUACGAUAAAAUAAUUUAUUUAAGUUAGUACCUACUCGAAAUGUCAUAAUUUUUUGAUUAAUAUUGUAAUUGUAACGCUCAAACUUCUUAAAACGUACAUAUCGUACGUAAUGAAAAGUUAAAAUACAUAUCAGAGUUUAAAAAUAACUUAAAUAUUUUUAAUAAAAUAAUAUUGUUACCGUUUAUAAAUUAAAUUAUUAAAAAAGGAUAAUAUUAUAUUCGUUAUUAUAAAAUCUAGUUGUUUUCAGUUCAAACGAAUUUAAAUAUUUGUUUGUUGUAUUAUACCCACUAGUAGCGCUUGGGGGUUAUGUUUGAAAAAGACCAUAUGAGUAAUGAUUUAUAUAAUUUAAAGUAAUGUUUAUUAAACUAACAUAUUUUACAAAACAAUAAAUAUUUCACACAACUGCAUAAUGUUAUUUACUAUUUCAUUUAAAAAUCAACUAUUUUUUUUAUUAUCACAAUGAUUAAUUUGUACCUAACUUAAUUUUUUUAUAUCAUUUUAUGUAUACUCGUACGUCUAAAGAUAAUUUCAAUUCAAUUCAGUGGAAUUUUUUAUGUUGAACAUUUAGGCUUUAUUAUAAGUUAUAGGUGUAAAAUUAUUGUUAUAAGCUGGAGUUUUAUGUUAUUUUUUUAUAUAUUUUAAUCAGGAUAAUGAAGUAUAGAAAUGUGAUAAGUUUUUAGGGUUUAUGUAUCGGCAAUGACUUAUAUUAUGUCCAAUUUAUAAAACAUGUAUAAAUUUAUAGGAACUUAAAUCUUGUACUUUAAGUUAUAAUGCUUUUGUGAUUUAAAAUCAUCACAGUACUAAUUGUAGUUUUUAAUUUAAUUUUAACUCCGAAAUAAUAUCGAAUGUUAUCGGUAAGAGUUAAUCAAAUUUGAUUUUAAAAGACUUAGAAAAUAUGAUAAUCACUUUUUUUUUUUGAUUGUUUAUUUAUAUUUUUUUAAAUGUCGUAACGACUUUAUGUGGUGCUCACUGUUAAUUUUGUUAAUAUUUAUCAAAUAAAUUUCUAGAAAAUUAA